GAAGGCGAAGCCCUAAGCCUGGCCUCUCGCCCGCGGGGAGUCCGCGGUACGCCUCCCGCACCCCUCGGGACCAGGACUUCUGCGAGCGCGCGGGAAGACCGGCGGAGCCUGUGCUUCAGCUCGGGCGUGGACGGGGCGGGCGCUGGGGCGGGGCUCGCGCUCGCGGGUUUGAAUGGAAGGGGCUAGACCAGCGGAGACGGCGGCGAGCGGGUCCUGAAACCAGAACUCCAUCGCCGCCCUGCGCGCCAUGAGGCGGGAGAGGUGUGGCGCCUCUCGCCUGCGCUUCGGCCAUGGAGGUGCUGCGGCGCUCUUCGGUCUUCGCUGCGGAGAUCAUGGACGCCUUUGAUCGCUCGCCCACAGACAAGGAGCUGGUGGCCCAGGCUAAAGCACUAGGCCGGGAGUACGUGCACGCGCGGCUUUUGCGCGCCGGCCUCUCCUGGAGCGCUCCAGAGCGUGCCUCGCCUGCCCCUGGAGGACGCCUGGCAGAGGUGUGCACCGUGCUGCUGCGCUUGGGUAUCACAUGGGGCAAGGUAGUGUCCCUGUACUCGGUGGCUGCGGGACUAGCGGUGGACUGCGUCCGGCAAGCUCAGCCAGCCAUGGUUCAUGCCCUGGUUGACUGCCUGGGGGAAUUUGUACGCAAGACCCUGGCCACCUGGCUUCGGAGGCGUGGUGGAUGGACGGACGUCCUCAAGUGUGUGGUCAGCACAGACCCUGGCUUCCGCUCCCACUGGCUCGUGGCCACACUCUGCAGCUUUGGCCGCUUCCUGAAGGCUGCAUUCUUCCUCCUGUUGCCAGAGAGAUGAGCUGCCCACCAGAGCAGGGGCCACUCCUAGGGUCCCUGGGCCCAACCUAAGGGGGCCUACAGCACCUGCAAAGCACUCACUCAAAUUGGGAGCAUUUAGCCCCUGGGGCCCUGUCCCAAACCCCAUUCCUUUGUGGACUCUGGCCUCUGGGAGGAGUGAGUGGAGAAAGGCAGAGUCUGGAGCUGGCCUCUGGGUCUGCCGUAGCUCUUCUCCUGGAACUCCUGCCAGAAGUCCCGUGUCCUGUGUCUAGGCCAGUGCCCUGCUCUAGAGAAAGGGACCUGCAGAUAUUUUCACUUGAUUGCUCACGCCCCACCCAAGGACGGGCCUUCCCAGGACAUGAGCUGGCCUCAGUCUUUGUGGGAAGCAGGUCCUGUAUAGUUGAUCUGAAGGUGGCUAACGCAGAAGCUGCCAGGGGUGUUUACUGUCCCUAAAGGCAGAUAGAAGGCUUCUUGCUGUUUAGAUAUUUCUAGGUGAGGAGGGUGUCCCUAAGCCACGAUGGGUCCUUUGUGGCAGGAACCAGAGAUGUAGGGCUCUGGACUAGUUCGCCUGACCGAUGAACGAGAGAGCCUGUGGAUGAGGAGGUCUGUAUAAGUUAUAUUCCAAUAAAGCUUUACCCAGUGA
This is a messenger RNA of Rattus norvegicus (Norway rat), 1424 nucleotides long. It is a transcript of the gene Bok, whose product is annotated as BCL2 family apoptosis regulator BOK. NCBI's taxonomy places the organism in Eukaryota, Metazoa, Chordata, Mammalia, Rodentia, Muridae. The record is from RefSeq and is a predicted model, not a curated record. Gene Ontology annotation, biological process: protein complex oligomerization; positive regulation of PERK-mediated unfolded protein response; positive regulation of execution phase of apoptosis. Gene Ontology annotation, cellular component: early endosome membrane; mitochondrial outer membrane; mitochondrion. Gene Ontology annotation, molecular function: protein homodimerization activity; ubiquitin protein ligase binding; signaling receptor binding.